AUGCGUUGCGCUUCCCAUAGGACGAGGCUUCUCUUAUGUCAAUUACCUGCUGCUUCUAGUCGAUGCAUAGCCACACACAUAUCUGAUAGUAACAACAGCGAUAAAUGUGUUAGUGAAGAUGUAGUGACGCCGUGGAAUGUUUCUGCUGCGGGUCCAAAAGGCAUUGACUACGAUCGUGUGCUUACGCGUUUCAAGUCGGAACCUGUCGAUCAAUCAAUACUGCAACAACUUCAUGACACCUGUAAUGAGGGAUUGCAGAUGAGAAGAGUGCAGAAUAAUAAUAAUAAUACUCUUAAAACAGAGGAGGAGGAGGAGCAACAACAGGAGCAAAAACCGCUACAUCAUUUUUUUCAUCGUGGUAUCGUCUUUUCACAUCGUGACUUUGGUAAAGCUCUUGAUUGUGUUCGUCUGGGAAUGUCAACAGGAACACCACGUGCGUAUUUAUACACUGGACGUGGUCCAAGUGCGCGUUCUAUGCAUGUUGGACAUGUGAUUCCAUUUCUAUUAACAAAAUACCUACAAGAUGCUCUUGGACUUCCAACAGUGAUUCAAAUUACAGACGAUGAAAAAUACUUUUUCCGUGAUAUCCCUGUUGGUGGUGAUAUGGUGAUGGAGAAUAUAAAAGAUAUUAUCGCUUUUGGUUUUGACCCACGUAAAACCUUUAUAUUCUGUAAUACUACCUAUAUGGGAAGUAUGUAUCCUACGGUGGUGAAGGUGCAGCGUAUGUUGACAUUAAGUGCGGUGAAGAAUACAUUUGGACUUCGGGAUAGUGAUAAUGUAGGGAAAGCGGCAUUUCCCGCUAUUCAGGCAGCUCCAUGUUUUAGUAGUGCCUUCCCUCAUGUAUUGCAACCGCAAACAGAAGAGAAGAAAAAGAAAAAGGCUCAUCCACUACAAUGUAUUGUACCCUGCGCUAUUGAUCAAGAUCCCUUCUUUGUAUUAACUCGUGGUGUGGCCUCACGAAUGAAGUGUCAAGCUCCUGCUUUACUGCAUACGAAAUUUCUUCCCGCCCUCAAAGGAAUGACAUUUAAAAUGAGUAGUAGUGCGGAGAUGAAUGGUGUUAUUACACUUCAUGACACAAAAGAACAGGUAUGUAAAAAAAUGCGUAGAGCUUUUUCAGGAGGAGGCGGUACACUUGCAGACAUGCAGACAAAAGGAGUAGACCUGGACGCGGAUGUGGCCUAUCAAUUCAUCCGUUUCUUUUCCCCUGAUGAUAAACUCUUUGAAGAAGUCACAACAAAGUAUAGUGCGGGUGAAAUGAAUAGUGCGCAGGUGAAGGAUAUGGCGGCUGAUGUUGUGAUGCGGCACGUGUUGUCUGAAUGGCAACAGCGGCGAUCGACGAUCACAGACGCGGAUGUGGAGCACUUUUGUAGUGUUCGCAACAUUCUACUAUAA
Molecule: messenger RNA, 1392 nt
Organism: Trypanosoma theileri
Lineage: Eukaryota; Euglenozoa; Kinetoplastea; Trypanosomatida; Trypanosomatidae
Product: tryptophanyl-tRNA synthetase
Exons: 1
Coding region: 1-1392 (463 amino acids)
Biological process (GO): tryptophanyl-tRNA aminoacylation
Cellular component (GO): cytoplasm
Molecular function (GO): ATP binding; tryptophan-tRNA ligase activity
Source: RefSeq, a predicted model, not a curated record